ACACCUGAUGUAUUUACCAGUGGUUUUAAACAAUUUUGUAUGAAUAGAGUAUCAUUGAGAGAUUUAUAAAGCGUGGUCGUUAGUUUGUACUUAAUAGAGCCUGCCAAAAGACUAUUGAUAUUGUGUAAUUGUCGCUUUAAACUUGGAAACAUCACAAGUCAUCAAGGAUUUAAUAUAAUAUCGUUAAAUUUUUGCAAAAUGAAUAAUAAACCAAGUGGAAAUGACAGCAGCAGUAGACCUCUGUCUAUUACAGCACCACCAGCUGAACCAGAUCUCCAGCCAGUUGAAAAUCAACCAAGACAACCAACUAAUUUGCAAGGUUUGUUAAGAUUCGCCAUGGAGGCGUCUAAAAAUGAAGAUGCGCCUCAUCAAUCAUCUUUCCAACCUCUGGAUCAAGAAAGAAAAGAAUUUUUGAGCAAAGCCUUGGAAUCGAUGACAGUAAAUGUAAUCGAGGAGUUGCAAAAAUCCGCGAAAAUCCUAUCAAAUGUAAUGGACCUUCGUCAGGAAGACGAUCCAACAGAAUACGAAACAGCUCUGGAGUGUAUAGCGAGUUACGUAGACAGUAUUGACAUCGCCAAUGAUUUCUACAAAAUCGGAGGGUUCGGUCUCAUUGGAGCCUGUCUGAAUUCACCUCACAGCACUAUCAGGUGGAGAGCAGCAGACGUGAUAGCUGAGUUGACGCAAAAUAACCCGUUUUGUCAAGAAAAGAUACUAGCUAUGGGUCUCAUGCCAAUUUUAUUGGAGAUGGUCGACUCUGACCCUUCGGAGCAAGCCAAGAUAAAGGCUCUGUACGCAGUUUCCUGUAUUGUUCGUGGCAAUGCAUUAGCGCUUAAAUACAUGGAUGUUAACGAUGGAUACUCGGUGUUAAUAAGAGCGAUGCAGAGCUCUGUGGAAAAGCUGCAAAUUAAAUCAGCAUUCUUGUUAUCCGCUCUGUGCAGUAAGGACAAUGCGCAUGCUAUUAGAUCGAGUUUAAUUAAAAUGGGUAUCAUUGAACAAGCUUCCGGCUUGUUGGCUAUGAAUAGUAUUAUUGGAGAUACCAGGGAUGCACUGCUGAGUAUUUUAAACAGCUUAACAGCCAACAACAAUUUACCAGCAUUACGUGAAUGCCGAAGACCCGAAUUGUGCUUAAAAGCAACGAUAGAGAGGCAUUUGAAAGACUUGAAAUCCGAAGAAGCUGUCGAUGAAGUUAAACUGUGCAACGAGUUACUCGACAGACUAUUCGCAGAACAAUCACCUUUCGAUCAAGAUAGAUAACUCUCCAAAUGGUCUAUUAUUUAUUAAUUUAAUGCAAUAAUAAUAGCAAAAAAAAUACUAUUAAUUGCGACUAACUUAUAUUAUUUUUUUAAACAAUAAUAAACUAUUUAUUGUGUACUUUAAAAAAUAAUAAAUAUUUGGAUCAAUUAAUAUGUUGUUAUUGCUAUCAAUUGUCCAAUAAUUGAUAUUCAUUUUAUUCAAACAUUAGUAUAAUCGAUUAUCAGUUAAAACGACCAGCUCGCGCCUGAUGAAAUCGGAAUCCAUCUCAACCAGACUAGUUACGUGACUCAACGCACGUCAGCAAAUUUUCGCUUGUCUUAAAAUAAUAUUUUUUAUCUACCUCAGCCUCCGCUUCAUCUCAUUCUUAUUCACUAUACAUUUUUUUUUUUUCGUCGCAAGAUUAAAAAAAUAAACACUAAUUUCUAAAAAGUGUGUUUAUGAUCAGACUCAAAUACGUUCAGCAGAAUUUUAAUAUUUAUCUGACCCACCAUAAACGAUGACGCAACUAGCGUUAUUUACAAAUCACAUUUUUAAUCCAACAUUUAUUACAUCAGUUAAAGCCUAUUGAUUUAUAAAAUAAAUUUUUACUCAAAAAUUAUAAAAACUAAAUAGGGAAAAAAAAAUUUUAACAAUUACGCAGUGGCGUCAGUCGUGAAAUAAAUUUAUAAAGCAAUAACCAAGUCUCGCACGCUAAUGUAUCUCUUUAAGAAAUUCUCUAUUACAUCUUCUAUUUCUUCAAAUAUCUAUAUACAUCUAUAAAUACGUACUUGCAUGUAUGUGCGUACUAAUACAUAUUAAAA
Molecule: messenger RNA, 2054 nt
Organism: Cotesia glomerata
Lineage: Eukaryota; Metazoa; Arthropoda; Insecta; Hymenoptera; Braconidae
Product: hsp70-binding protein 1-like
Exons: 5
Coding region: 199-1254 (351 amino acids)
Source: RefSeq, a predicted model, not a curated record